GCUUCAUAAAAAAGGAGGGGAACCAUCUUAAUCGUAAUGUAUUAUCUUUGGUAGCUCCCCCACGCAGGGUAUUUAUUCCUCCCGCCACACGGAGGCGAUAAAUCAUCGCUGUCGCUAUAAAACCGUUUGCAUCUGUAAUUAAAUCACCGAACCACCAGCUGCUUUUACUCUCUUUUUGACUUCUUGUUAUUUUGUCACUAAACCUUUAGAACAUGUUUCUCCUCCAGACGAGUCUCUGUGACACGUACAUGUUUGCAUCGCUACGUCGUCGCUAACCGGCGUUAUCUAACGGGAAAAACAGGAGCGCAAGCUGGCCUUCCAGCUUUAAUAUUAUCGUUAAGUACGUAAUAAGCGUCAUCCAGCAACUGCUUUUAUCUUUAAUAAGUCCGCUGUGGAAGAGUCGCCAUCUUGUCCGGAAGUUUGGCUGAAGGAGCAGCACCUCCUGGGGGAUCAUGUCCAGGCGGAGCCUCCGACUGGAUGACGGCCUGUUGGACCGAAGUAUUCCUCGCGGCAGCGCCUCCUUCAGUGUGGGAGGAGCCAGCUGGAGGAGCAACAGGCCGUCUCGUCGCUCUCAGCUCUCGGCCUCCUGUUCGGAGUCUCUCCUUGUCGGUUCUCCUCGUCAAGCGUUGGUCCCGCCGCUCCUCAGCAGCAGCGUUGCCUCUGACGCCUCCUUGCUGUCCUCUCUGCUGGACGACUCUGUGCAGGAGUCCACGCUGGUUGACACCUUCUGGGGCUUGGACCAGGAGUUUGAUCCCAAAGACGGCACCGUGGUGGUGAACCAGCGCUCUGUGGACGCAAACCUCCGUUGUCCCAAACAUCUGCUUCAGACUCCCAGCCGGGUUCACUGUCGAGAAUGUGAUCAGGCCGCCGGCUCGUACCGCUGCGCCUCCUCAGAGGCCUCCACCAUCUACGGUAGAGACCGGAGCCGCAAGACAGAUGUGCUGCAGCUGUGGCUCCGCCCCCCUCUGCUGUGCGUCAGCAGAGCUGCAGCCGGCUGCGUGCGUGUCCUCGCGCGUACCUGGCAGGUGUUCUCACAGGCCGAGGACGGACACGGAGCUGCACCUGGUCUCUGUGGAGUCAUGGACCUGAAGGAGUCCACCUCCACCCAGAAGGAGCUCCAUGCAGAGGGAUCUCUGUGUGAGGACUGUCGGGACAAACGGUCCUCCUCCUGCUCCUCGCUGGCUUCCUGUUUGUUGGGUCUGAUGUGGAACGCUGCUGUUUUCACAGGCGAGGCAGCAGGUGACGCGUGCAGGAGGAUCAACAGGCGAUGGUGUCACAUGACCUCCAGCUUCCUCCUCGCUGGGUUCGCUGUGAUGCUGCUGCUCUUCAGUACGUCUUCAUCUAACAAGGAAACCCCAGCAGGUUUGAUAGAAGUGUUUUCUUUUCAGCUGUCUGAGUGGGAGGCGUCUUUAGGCCCGCAGGUGGACGGCCCGCAGGUGGACGGCCCGCUGGGGGACGGCCCGCUGGGGGACGGCGCGGCCCGGCUGCUCAGGCUGGAGGAGGGUCUGGUGGCGCUGGCGGAGCAGGUGGAGGCCAGAGGGCGGCAGGCGGAGCGGCGUCACGAGGAGGUGCUGCAGCUGUACGCUGACCUCCGCCAGCUGGUCUCCGAUCAGAGCCGCAGAGAGGAGGCGGAGCCGUGGAUGAGGAACCUGAUGGAGCAGAAGCUGGAGCAGCUCAGCAGAGGACUGGAGGACAGGAAGCAGGCGGAGGAGGAGCAGUGGAGACGAGACUCCUCGUCAUCGUCUUCAUCACUUCUAGCUGCAGAUGGGUGUCCUGUGUCUUCCUGUAGCACCGGCGUGGACGGCAUGUCCCACGAUGCAUUGCUGCCAGAGGUUGCUCGGCUGGAGGCGUCUCUGGAGGACGUCCGGCGGGAAGUGGAAGAUCUGUGUGGUUGUGACGACUGCAGACGGCUCGACGGGAUCCAGCACGCGGUCCGCGAGGAGGUCCGGCUUCUGUUCUACGGAAACCAGCUGUCGGUGGUGGACCCCGCCUCCUUGGAAGGGGGCGGCCCCCCUGAGGGAGGCGGCGGCUUCCAGGAGCCGCUCCUCCAGCGGUACGUGAGCACGGCCGAGCUGCAGGCGGCGCUGCUCGCCCUGGAGCUCCGCCUCCUGCAGAACGUUAGCCAGCAGCUGGAGGGGCAACACGGAGAGGAAGACGCCGCUGGGACGGCUCUGACCCAGAAGGACGUCGAGGACAUAGUGACCGGUGCCCUGCGCCUCUUCUCUCUGGACAGAACCGGCCUGGCUGACUUUGCUCUGGAGUCUGGAGGUGGCAGCAUCCUGACCUCUCGCUGCUCUGAGACCUUCCAGACGAAGGCGGCGCUGCUCAGCCUGUUCGGGUUUCCUCUGUGGUAUUUCUCCCAGUCUCCUCGCGCCGUGAUCCAGCCAGAUGUCCAUCCAGGGAACUGCUGGGCCUUCAGAGGCUCCACAGGGUUCCUGGUGAUCAGGCUCUCCAUGAAGAUUCUCCCCACAGCAUUCUCCAUGGAGCACAUCCACAGAGCCAUGACCCCCAGCGGGACCCUGGAGAGCGCCCCCAGGGACUUCACAGUCUACGGUCUGGAGAAAGAAGAUGAUGAAGAGAAGAAGCUUCUUGGCUCCUUCACCUUCGACUCGGAGGGAGAACCUCUACAGACGUACCGCGUCACCGAGCAGAACCACGAGGCCUUCCAGCUCAUCGAGGUCCAGGUCUUGUCUAACUGGGGCCACCAGGAGUACACCUGCUUGUACCGCUUCAGAGUGCACGGCACACCCCGACCUGCCUGAGCCCCCCGUCCCUCCUUCAGGACGCGUGAAGUUGCUCAAUAGUUCAUAUUAUUUUAUUGUCUUAAAGCUGUUUUUGGCCUCUUCUCACUCAGUGUUUGUUCCUCUGGUGAAGUCGAGAGGAACUCUUUUCAAAACGUCUCCUCGGUGAGAAGAGGUGACUCUUUCUUCCCUUUAAGGAAUUGGGGGAAAAUAAUCUUUUAAAGAUAACCUUAUUCUUUUGUGUCAAACAUUCAGUUGAAUCAGUUUUUCUAUGCAGCUGAUUAGAUUUAUUUAUUUGUGUCUCUAUUACGGUGUGUUGGAGCUUUUACAUAUUAGUGUUUAUGUGAUGACAUAAUAAAGAUGUAAGAUGAUGAA
Molecule: messenger RNA, 3116 nt
Organism: Gasterosteus aculeatus aculeatus (three-spined stickleback)
Lineage: Eukaryota; Metazoa; Chordata; Actinopteri; Perciformes; Gasterosteidae
Source: RefSeq, a predicted model, not a curated record